AUGGCGUCGCCAGCCGCUGCGCUCCCCUUGGAGGUCCUUCUGCAACUCUUCAACAGCCUCGACGCGCGAUCCUACUUUGCUGCGCGCAAAGUGUGUAGAUGGUGGUAUACGGCAUCGUUCGAUCUGCUCAAUACAACUCGGUUGCUGGAGACGCUGCCUCUCGUCUCGCCGCGGGUUUCCGGCGUCGGCGCGAACAACGAUGCCGAGGGAAUAUAUGCACUCUGCAAAGAUGCCUCUCGCACCCUCAUGCUCGAAACUUCCAUUCGCCGAAGUGAGCACAACGAAGAUGAGGGCGAGAGCCGGGCGCUGAAACCUUGCUCCCUGCCCCACGGCCUUCCCGCGGCUCACUCCAUUCGCACCGGCACGAUGGUCGUCCUGGACGGAUCCACAAUUCGAGUCUUCGACACUUCCACAAGCACAGAAAUACUCGACUGCCAGCGCCGUGUGCACGCCCGCUUCGGCAGCGGCCUAUGGAUGCCAGCUCCACCACCCGCAAGCUGUAAAAUCGCCUUGGCCGCAAAUGGUCGUCUUCUGGCUCUGGCUCAUAUGCACACGAUUCAGCUGUACGAUCUGACCGCGGGAUCGGAGCGGUGUCUUGUCAGUGACGACGUGUCGAGCGUCAACGAGAACUCCAUUGUCGGCGUGGAGUUUGCCCAGAGAGCUUUCCUACUGAGGGUGCACCUGAGUCAGAAGGGACAGGUAGUGUAUCUCGGGUCACCAGCGGAGCACCCUGAGACGCACCCGAGUGCAGACUUCGAGCACUGGGAGGGCACCGGAGGCCUCAAUAAUCGGUUUCUGGAUUCCUCACUUCUCGUCCCGGCGAUUGGAGCCGCGGACGGCCAGAUGGCGUGGCUGUCGGGCUUACAAUUGCUACGACCAUUGCAGAAAGGGUAUUUUUUUGCAGCGCAACGACACGGCGGCGGACACAGCAGUCGCUACACAUUAUCGCACAUCAAAGUCGUCAGCAGCCCGCUUGCCACCGUUGAUGGCGGCAGCGUGGUGGAAGUCAACAGGCUGGAGAGCUUCCUCAGCGCCCAAGACUACAACCUGGCCGGGCUUUCGGAUAUCAACAUGGGCACUUGGGGCAGCAUGCCGAGUGCGCACGAGCAUCGGCCGCGCUUCAUGCUCAGUGCGUGCGGGCGGAUGUUGGUGUUGGCGGAGAGGGAGAAGAGGCGGGAUUGGCCGACGCCGUCGACGCAGCUGUUUGUCUACCGAUUGGCUGGCAUGGAGCGGAUUGCGAAGAGCACCGCCGAUGCACGAAUCGCCAAAUUGAUCGAGGCGGGUUCAGAGAGCAAUCGAACUAUGCACAAGACUCGAGUCGCGGCGGUGCCCGUUUGUCUAGGCGCGACCAAGGGCCAGGAUCUGGAGGUGCUUUCUGAGCCCUGCGAUGGAGCGACGGCCUUGGGAAAGAUCACGUUGACCACAAACGAGACUCGAUGUUCCUGGGUGCUGAACAAUAUCUGA
Neohortaea acidophila is the source of this 1464-nucleotide messenger RNA. RefSeq lists its product as uncharacterized. Gene Ontology annotation, molecular function: protein binding. The record is from RefSeq and is a predicted model, not a curated record. The transcript has a single exon. Bases 1 to 1464 code for a protein of 487 amino acids. NCBI's taxonomy places the organism in Eukaryota, Fungi, Ascomycota, Dothideomycetes, Mycosphaerellales, Teratosphaeriaceae.